Molecule: messenger RNA, 3191 nt
Organism: Amoebophrya sp. A120
Lineage: Eukaryota; Dinophyceae; Syndiniales; Amoebophryaceae
Source: the annotation of a GenBank genome assembly
AGCUCCCAUUCUUUUAUAAAAAUAUCAGCACAACGAGAACUUUUUUUUUCACACGGAUGGAUUUUACUAUUUUUCACUUAUUCUGGUUCUGAGCCCCUUAAGUAUCUGAUGCAGAACUGAUAGAAGUUGUAUUAGUAACAUGCUAUCUGCAUUCACCGCAUUAGUCAAGUAUCAGCAACUGCAGAACAUAAUGGCGACUCCAAGCACCAAAGCGGAAACCGAGGCUGCCGACAGGGAAGUGAUCAAGCAGCAACUUCUCAGCCUCUGGCGGGAGGCCAUCCGGCACCAGGACGGCGACGUGCACAAAUUCAACCGAAAUUUUGGGAAACCGAGCUUGGUUGUCUUUAUGACCUGCUCAAACGUGGUUACAAUCUUAAACGCUACAAUAGAAUCUGGAUUUUGUAUUGCAUGAGGAGCAUGACAAACCCGCAGAGCGUUCUACUUUCUGCAGCACAAAUUUCGCCAGAUUCUAGUGCGGUUUCGGACUCCCGAACUUGUCAUGCGGAAUGCUGUGGGAGUAGGCUAGAUCAUGCACUUCUUGCAUCACAGACUUCCAUAUUCCAUGGUAACGUUUGAGAUUGUAGCAUUUGAGCAAGUCAUAGUCUUGGAGCAGAUUUUCGAGCGGUACUUCGGAGUCGAGUACCUAACGAAAACGACUGGCGUAUUGAGAGAAAAAAUCCCCCCUGCCCAUAUUGCAAAGGAAGGCUCCGAAAAUUUCUGUUGCUCAUCUUUUUAGGGCCACAAAUCCUCAUAUUUGUCUUGCAAAGAGACAAGCGCAGAGGCUUCCGUUCCAUUAUGGAAGCGGUUUGGCAUGCUGUUGGGCCUACAGGGCCGCCGGUUGCGAUGCUAAACAACUACGCCCUUGCGCCCCUAUCGAGGCUGAGGAUCUGGCCGCUAUGCUUUACGGCAAGACAAAGCGUACGCAAAUCCAGCAACAGAGCCGUCGUUUCGAUAUGGGGAGGGGAGAGUUUUUCUUUUGAUAGGGCGCGGCCGCCAGCACCAGCGCAUCAGCAUCUGGACCUGCAAUGGUCGAUGAUUUCGAUCUUUCGUUACCCAGCCUGCAAGCGAUCAUCUGCAGCAAGUUUUCCGCCCGGUUGUAUCAAAUGCAAAAAUGUCUGGGUCUGGAAGAUUGCCAGGUUUGUCAUGCAUAUAUUGCAUGACCCAUGAUGCCUGCAAUGCAUGGCUUACCAUCACAGAUUUUUAGCGGGCUUCCUGUAGUUGCCUAUUCCGCAUGAGAAAUACUUACCCCUACUACCGUGUAGCACAAACUGCAAUCCUGUUGCUGGUGAUGCAAUACAGAUUUUUUUAGAAUCGAAAAACAGCAUCGCAAGUUGCAACCUUCCAGACGUCCAGGGAUCUUUGCACUUCAUAGGUUGGCAGCGGACACUACUCUCGCCGCAAAGUUCGCCGCGGAUCAACGAGGGAACCGAGUAAGGAGCACGACGGGAGGACAGGCUACUAUCAAAAGAAAAAAUCCCCCUACCCCAUACUGAAAGGGUAUAUUUUUUGAAAUUUGUGAUGCUGAUUUGUAAUCACAAAUUGUGCCUGUCUUGCAAGAAGGCAACUCCGCAGGUUCCGCCGCAUUGUGCAGGCGGAUUGUCAUGCUGUUGGGCCUACAGCGCGGACGUUUUUUUUGUCAUGUUAAGUGCCUAGGCCAAAACGUUUCGACUCACACUUUGUAGGGGCCUGCAGUGCUCUCCAGCAAGACAGCUAGGAUCUGUGUACACAAAUCCAGCAUCAGAAAUCUCGUUUUGUUAUGGGUAGGGGGGAUUUUUCCUUUCGAUAGCUACGAAUGAGUCUUUACUCACCGAGCUGGACAAGACCUUCUCCCAACUCGCCACUCACUGCGCGCAAAUUGGAGUACCAGCAACCACGUAUGCGGACAGCGAGACGGGGUUAGCGGAUGUGGUGCUGCUGCUACGGAAAAACUGGUUUUUAGCCACGUUGCUGGAGGAACAGAAGGGCUUGUCCACCGGAGCGCAAUUCGACAUUCCUAUCGAGAGCCUAUCAAAUGCAAAUAUGUCUAGGUCUGGAAGAGCAAGAGUGUGAUGCUGCUUGUGCAUGACAGAGAAGGUCUGGCGUGCAAGUCCGCAUUACAAAUGCCCUCUUUGUGUGACAAGAAAUGAGCGACUUUUUCCGGUCCAUGCAUGACAGAUUUUUGUCUGGUGUGAAACGCGCAUCAGAGGUUUACAUGUUUCCAGACCGAGACCACAUAUUUGCAAUGCAUAGAGUCUGCUCGAAAACCACCGAACCGGCGGCGGCUGCGCACCCGGCUUCGCGGGCAGGUUCAUCCGGGAUCUACUGCAGCUGCUCAGCAUUCAUUUCGGCCUGGAUUAUGCACUGCAAAAGGAAAAGUGUCGUACUGGUACUAAUUACAUUUAUGCAUUGCAAAUCUUUAUUCUUAAGGUAAAUCAGCAUUACAAAUUUCAUUUCUAAUGCUGAGGAAAUUUGUAUAUGCAAUUUACACUAGUACGAUACUUUUGCACUGCAUAUGGAUGAACCGACGUUGAUACGGGAAUUGGGAAUCGGAGGAUGAGCUGUGCAUUGCGAAUAUCGAUCUGGGUUUGAAGGAUGGCAACUUGUCAUGCUAAGUUUGGAUCAUGCAAAAAUCUGUGUCGCCUGAUCACCAAAAGAUGUUGUCCACUUUUGACCAGCUCGUUGAGGGGGAGGUAUUUCUCACGCAGGAUAAAGAUAGAGAUCCUCUCGCAGCAUCUGUCAUACUAAGACCUCAUGGGUCAUUUCCAUCUCUUAUACCCAUGUCAACAAAAAGAAACACAUAAUUUCAGCACUUCAAAAUUUGCGCCGUCAUAGCAUUUUUCCGAUGAAUAGAUAUCGAUGGUGUUCAGUAAAUAUGCGUUUCUUCAUCUCGAAUUGUUCUUCACAACAUGCGGACUCAGUGUUUUGUGUAGUGAAGGCGAAAAUUUGUUUUUGAAAAGGUCGUCUGAUAGUGCUCGAAGGAAACAAAACUUAAAUUGCUGCUUCAUAUAGAACGAAACCUGAUGUUGGAAUCAGAAGCCGGAAUGAGGAUCUGCGGUUUGAUGUUGAUGCAAAAAACAAAAGCUCCGAAGGCUGGAUAACAUGGAUGGAAGAUGGCAACUACUGUUUCGUUUCUCUAGCAGUUUGGGUUGAUGGAGAUUUUGAAGAAUUUUCGUUCACGCUUGGCUCGAUGUAUAUUGGCUUUAAGCUCUGAU